CUACCAUUUGCAUGAUGGCGUCAAAAAUAAUCGUACUCGGUGAUGUCAAUUGCGAGCUGCGCGAAGUGUUUACAAAGCUUGCCAAGCUCCAUGUCAAACAGAAUUUUUCACUGGCCAUCAUCACGGGUGACCUGUUCGGCGACUGCUCCACUGAGCAUGAACUUGAUGAGGUGACGGCAUUGCUGAAUGAGAAUAUCAGCGUCCCACUGCCAACCUAUUUUGGACUGGGUAGUCGACCCCUUCCCACCAGGGUGAUUGAGAGGAUCGAGGCCAACGACGAGGUCUGUCCUAACUUGUUCUUCCUGGGAAGACGCGGCACCCUCAAGACGGCAGAAGGCAUUCGCAUCGUUUCCCUCGGCGGCAACUUCGAUUCGGAGAGCAAGUCCACCGACAAGUACCACCCUGCCUACACGGAGUCAGACGCCCGAGCCCUGCACGGUGCCCACCAUGCCGACAUCCUCGUCACUCACCAAUGGCCCAAGGGCAUCCGCACCGGCUCCAAAGUAUCAUUGCCGGAAGACGCAACACCGCCGCCGGAAGUCCAAUGCAUCGCCGACCUCUGCUCAACCCUCAAGCCUCGCUAUCACCUCACCAGCUCCGGCGGCUUCUUCUAUGAGCGUGAACCUUUCUUCCACAUGCCCACCGAAGACAACCCCGACGCGAAGCCUCUCACCCGCUUCAUCAGCCUGGCAUCCUACAGCAAAACCACCAAGCAGAAAUGGAUGUACGCUUUCACCCUCGACCCCAACGCGCCCCAUCCCCUGACCGUCCCCGUCGGCGCCACCGCAUCCCCUCUUCCAACUUCCCAGGCCAAGCGGAAACCCCUCACCAGCCAGAAAGAGUCCUUCUCCCGCUUUGCCGUCGACGACGACCACUCCCACCGUCCCCGCAAGCGUGCCCGCGCACCUCCCCCGGGCCCAGACCAGUGCUUCUUCUGCCUCUCCAACCCCAACAUCGCAACCCACCUCAUCACCUCCAUCGGCAACGAAAGCUACCUCACCACCGCCAAGGGGCCCCUCCCCACGUCCAAAACCUUCCCCGCCCUCGACUUCCCCGGCCACAUGCUCAUCAUCCCCUUCUCCCACUCCCCCACCCUCAACAGCAUCUCCGACCCGGACUCCCGCCUCGCCACCUACUCCGAGAUGCAGCGCUACCGAUCAGCGCUACACUCCAUGCUCAACCACCGCUCCGCGGGCGCCCUCGGCGCCGUCACCUGGGAAGUCAGCCGCAGCAACGGCAUCCACGUGCACUGGCAGUUCCUGCCCGUGCCGUCCGCCCUCAUCAAGCGCGGUCUCGUCACCGCCGCCUUCAAAGUCGAAGCCGAGAACCUCAAGUAUCCCAAAUUCGAAUCCGCCUCCUCCACCGCUGACCCCAGCGCCGAGGCCGGCGAUUUCUUCCGCCUCUGGAUCUGGGAUCCCCCUGCUGACUCUUCUGAAUCUGAACCCCAAGCCGAAGCCGAAACCGAAGAAGCGGACUCCCAACCAGAUAGCCAGAAGUCCUCUGGGUCCGAGAAAUCCCUCCUUUUGCCUCUAGGACCGGAAUUCCGCUUCGAUCUGCAGUUCGGGCGCAGAGUCAUGGCCAAGCUGAUGGAGCUGGAGAAGCGCAUUAAUUGGAAGAAUGACGUGCAGUCGGAUGCGGAGGAGGAGGUGGAUGCGACGGCGUUUAAGGAAGCGUUUAAGGACUUCGAUUUUACGUUGGAGGGCUAG
Aspergillus steynii IBT 23096 is the source of this 1706-nucleotide messenger RNA. Its product is annotated as CwfJ domain protein. Gene Ontology annotation, molecular function: RNA lariat debranching enzyme activator activity. The transcript has 2 exons. Lineage: Eukaryota; Fungi; Ascomycota; Eurotiomycetes; Eurotiales; Aspergillaceae. Gene Ontology annotation, biological process: mRNA splicing, via spliceosome. Gene Ontology annotation, cellular component: post-mRNA release spliceosomal complex. The record is from RefSeq and is a predicted model, not a curated record. The coding region runs from base 12 to 1706 and encodes 564 amino acids.